Messenger RNA from Theobroma cacao (cacao), 1438 nucleotides. Its product is annotated as alpha-L-fucosidase 3-like. Lineage: Eukaryota; Viridiplantae; Streptophyta; Magnoliopsida; Malvales; Malvaceae. Gene Ontology annotation, molecular function: hydrolase activity, acting on ester bonds. The record is from RefSeq and is a predicted model, not a curated record.
UGAUAUGCGUUAUCCUCGGCUAUUUAUAAAAGGGCACUUCUCAUCAAUGAGUUGCAUACUCUUCCUCUCCAAAUAAUCUUUAGCUUCUCCUCUCCCUAUGCUAAUGGCAUCUCUCUUCCCCAUUUUAGUUACCACUAUCUUUGCCAUCUCCUUAUUUAGCCUCACUCCAUCCUUGGUGCUUGCUCGUAAGCCAUGCCACUUCCCAGCAAUAUUCAACUUUGGUGACUCAAACUCUGACACUGGAGGCUUGUCAGCAGCAUUUGGCCAGGCGGGUCCUCCGAAUGGAGAGUCUUUCUUUGGCGGCCCCGCUGGCCGCUACUCCGACGGCCGCCUUGUCAUCGACUUCAUAGCCCAGAGCCUUGGAUUACCAUAUCUAAGUGCAUUUCUUGACUCCGUGGGGACCAACUUUACUCAUGGAGCUAACUUUGCCACUGCCGGAUCCACCAUUAGACCUCAGAACACAACCUUGCAGCAAAGCGGUUUCAGCCCCAUCUCCUUGAACGUUCAAUAUUACGAGUUCCAUGAUUUUCUUGUAAGGUCACAAGUUGUGCGUAAAAGAGGUGGAGUGUAUGAAACGUUAUUGCCAAAGGAAGAAGACUUCUCAAAUGCCUUGUACACCUUCGAUAUUGGCCAAAAUGAUCUCACUGCUGGUUACUUCUCAAACAUGUCAACCGAAGAAGUUAAAGCCUAUGUUCCCGAUGUGCUUAAUCAGUUCCAGACUAUAAUUCAGUAUAUAUAUGGCCAAGGAGGUAGAUACUUUUGGAUACACAAUACAGGUCCUGUAGGGUGUCUGCCGUACGUCAUGGAACGUAUCCCAGUCUUAGCAGGCCAGAUUGAUGAAAACGGAUGCGCCUCCCCAUUCAAUGAAGUGGCCCAAUUUUUCAAUCUUGGAUUGAAAAAGACGGUGGAACAGUUGCGCAAAGAUUUGCCGCUUGCUGCAAUCACAUACGUUGAUGUUUACUCUGUGAAAUACUCCCUAAUUAGCCAAGGAAGAAAGCAUGGGUUCAUGCAACCUCUCAGAACAUGCUGCGGUCAUGGUGGAAAGUACAAUUACAACAAGAACUUGGGUUGUGGAGGAAAGAUUUCUAAACACGGGAAGGAAGUGUUAGUUGGGGCACCUUGCAAAGAUCCUUCGACUUACGUUAAUUGGGACGGAGUACACUUUACUCAAGCAGCUAAUCAGUACAUAUUUGAACAUAUUCUCAAUGGUUCAUUCUCGGACCCUCCAAUUCCAUUAAAUAUGGCCUGUCAGAGGAAGGGGAACUAAACUCCUUUUGCAUUUCUAACUUUGUUUUUUCUGUAUUCAGCACCUUCAAUGCUAUCCUUAAGUUGGAUUUUUUACAUUAUUUCUGUAAUGCCUUGUAGAAUGAUCUACAUGGUAUUAUUAAUACCAUGUCUUCGGUCUUAGUUCUAUUAGAAUUUAAGAUCUUAUUUGAUU